UAAUCUAAUUCAGUCUGCUCACAGUGAACAAGUUCCGCUGUCACAACAAGCAACAAUGACAGACUCAGGGCCAAAGUUCAAAAUAUUCAAGUUUUUAAAAAUAAUGUUUAGUAGCUUCGUUAUUACAGUCCUGCUGUUAUUUACUAUAGCAUCUAUAAGGACUCUUUCACUGGAUGUAAAUCAUCAACUCGCCCAUUGGGAAAAGACGAAUAACAUCUCGCUUGUCAUAGACCGCCAUCAGAGAGAGGAGCUUCUUACACAUUUUAAAGAGGCUAUCCGGAUCCCUACGGUGUCAUUCUCGGAGACGGAGAGCAACCUGACGGCGCUGCUUGAAUUUGACACGCUCCUCCGAAAAGCCUUCCCAACAGUUUUCUCUUCGAGCUUGGUUCAUCAUGAAUUGGUGGCCAACUACAGCCACCUGUUUUGGGUGCAAGGAUCACAGCCUGACCUGGUGCCAUACCUGCUGCUGGCCCACAUCGAUGUAGUACCUGCCUCAGAGUCCGAUGGCUGGGAGGCCCCACCAUUUUCUGCCAAAGAGAUAGAUGGCUUCAUCUAUGGUAGAGGGACCAUAGAUGACAAGAGCCCUGUAAUGGGAAUACUUCAGGCACUGGAGUACUUGCUGAUAAAAGGUUAUGCUCCACGCAGAGGAUUUUACGUUAGUCUUGGUCAUGAUGAAGAGGUCGGUGGUUACAAUGGGGCAGUGAGCAUUGUGCGUGUACUGAAGCAGCGUGGUGUGCAGCUAUCAUUUGUCCUGGACGAGGGCCUGGCUGUACUUGAUGGAGUCAUCAGUGGUCUUGAAGGACCUGCUGCUCUAAUUGGGAUAAGUGAAAAGGGUUCUGCCACGGUAAAGCUUAGUGUAUCUAUGGUCCCUGGUCAUUCCUCAAUGCCUCCCAGUGAGACCACCAUUGGGAUAUUGGCUGCAGCAGUCAAAAGACUAGAGGAGAACCCCAUGCCGAGAUUAUUUGGUCAUGGGCCUGAACGUGGAAUCUUUGAGCACCUGGCCCAUAAGUUCAGGCUCCCAAUGAGGUUCAUAAUGUCGAAUUUGUGGCUGUUCUCCUCACUCCUUGGCAGGAUACUUGAAAGAAAACCAGAUACUAAUGCUUUUGUAAGGACAACUACAGCAGUCACCAUGUUUAAUGCAGGAGUGAAGGUCAAUGUCAUCCCUUCCCUCGCUGAAGCUUACGUAAAUCUACGAAUCCACUCAGCACAGUCAUUACAAGAGGUCUUGGAACUCAUCCAGUCUACAGUAGGGGACCAACGUGUGAAGAUAGAGCUUCUUAAUGGAUUUGACCCUCUGCCUGUCAGCUCUGCUGAUGAAAAGUCCUUUGGCUUCCAGGUCAUUAAGAAAAGUGUGUUGGAAAUCUUUCCAACAGUUACGGUUGCUCCAGGUAUCUGUAUUGGGAACACAGACAGUCGACACUUCAGAGACCUAACCAAUGAUAUUUAUCGCUUUGCCCCUGUGUGGUUUAAACCAGGUGAUGCUCAGAGAUUCCAUGGCAUCAAUGAAAGGAUUUCCAAAAAGAACUACGAGGAACUUGUUGUCUUUUACUUCACUCUGAUUCAAAACAGUGACAUUCAGAAGCUCCCUGAGCCUCACAGUCCUGUCCACGAACUCUAAGGAAUAGACAGUAUGGGUUCAAAGUCAAUCAAACAUAAUUUAAAGGCCUGUGCUAUUGUUAGUCUGAAUAAUUUCAACAGCACCCAAUAGGACAUUGACUUGUUGUAUAGUCUCUUAAUUUAAACAAAUUUUCCAUUGCCAUGUAAAAUUAGGUUAAUAGUAAACAACUCUCUAUUCUCUGUCUUCACUGUUGUUUGAUGACAUGCAGUGUUGACCUUGUAAUGACAAAAUGAUUGGUGUAUAACUAUGUGGAGCUCCUUUGCAUUUGCAAAUAGGAUUUUGUGGCAGACUGCUGUGAUUAUUUCUGAUUUUAAAAUCAUGAUGGUAUAAUAUUGAUAUUGCAUUGCGCUCUCUCUACUUCUCUCUCUCUCUGUCUCUCUCUCAACCAAGUUCUCUGUGAUGCUGAUUCCCAGGAACCUUAAACUAUUCACCAACUCCACCACAGGUCCACUAAGGUAGACAGGGGCUGCCUCCUUUUUCAGCUCCUUGGUUUUGUAGAUGUUUAGCAGUAGGCUGUUUUCUAUGCGCUACUCUGCAAGAUUGAUGGUUUCCUUCUAAGAACUUUCCAUGUCAGGGGUUGCAGUUAUGGGUGUACAGCAUGAACAGGAGGGAGCUGAGCAUACAGCCCUGGGGGGCUCCAGUGUUGUUUAGCACGAGAGUAGAUGAGGUUUGACCACCAAACAGAACUGUCUGGGGUCUGUUUGUGAGGAAGUCCAAUUUGCACUUGUAGAGUGUUGUACUCAAGCCCAGAGUACUAAGAUUGCCAGUCAUGGGGUGGGAUUGUGUUGAAUGCUGAACUGAAAUCAACCUGUAGAGCUCAUCUGUCCAUGCUUUAACUGUUUUUGUUUAUGGUUUGACAGUUUUUAUCAGCUGGGUGUAAAUUGAAAGUGAAUGUUGGGACAGCAUAAGAGAAAGUUAGUAUGCUUGUGUAAUAAUUUUUCCUAUCACAAGUUAGGAACGGUUAAUCUCUAAUGGCCUUUUUCCUAAAUCAGCCAGAAGCUGAGUUUAUAACUAUGUGCCAGAUUUUAAUUUAUGUGGCAAACAAAGCUACACAAAUAAUUAGUUAUUAGUCGAGCUAGCACUGUUUGUGUAAACCACAGCUGCAGUGAAUGAGAGACUGGGCAGAUAAAAAUAUUGCUUCCUACAUGUUUAUGCUUAUUAAAUUGGUGAAUUGAUAGAAGUAUUGGCUUUAUACUCAAGAAGGUUUUAUUGCAUGUAGUUACAAUAACGAGCAUAGUUGUCGUCAACUUGAGUAAUCUUCACUGAUCUGAUGGCUGACUUCGCUCUCUCUGUGUGUGCGUGUGCGUGUGUGUGCUUGGAGUGGAGGCCCUCUGCAGAGACACAAGAGGGGAGGACAGGCUGCAGGUCAGGCAGUCCUUAUUGUUGAUGGCAGUGUGCCAUUUAGAACAAGUAGUUUACUAAUUGUAGACCACUGGAAGAUAUCGUUCCUCGAUAUCAAUGUUCUUUCUCUCCGGUUCUAGAAAGUUGCAUGGAUACAGGAACAUGAUAGUUCAGAGGUAUUUAUAAUCAAAUGGCUAUAAGUAGUAUUGAUAAAUGUAAUUGUAAUAAAUUAAAAGGUCCAGUGUGUAAUAUUGACAGAAAUGCAAUAUAAGAUCCAUAACUAUGUUUUCAGUGGUGUAUAAACCCCUUACAUAAUGAA
Molecule: messenger RNA, 3278 nt
Organism: Micropterus salmoides (largemouth bass)
Lineage: Eukaryota; Metazoa; Chordata; Actinopteri; Centrarchiformes; Centrarchidae
Product: N-fatty-acyl-amino acid synthase/hydrolase PM20D1.2-like
Exons: 13
Coding region: 56-1618 (520 amino acids)
Biological process (GO): amino acid metabolic process
Molecular function (GO): hydrolase activity, acting on carbon-nitrogen (but not peptide) bonds, in linear amides
Source: RefSeq, a predicted model, not a curated record